UCUCGGAGCGCGCGCGGGAGCGAGCUUUGAAAGUUGAGCACGGCGGUGGCAAGCUGGUUCCUCAGGGAUCAUGGUGGCGCUGCGAGGCCUUGGGAGCGGCCUGCAGCCUUGGUGCCCGCUGGAUCUCAGCUCCGAAUGGGUGGACACAGUGUGGGAACUGGACUUUACAGAGACUGAGCCUUUGGAUUCCAGCACAGAAGCCCAGAUUAUAGAGACUGGAUUGAGUGCCUUUACAAAACUGUAUGAAAGUCUUCUCCCCUUUGCCACUGAAGAAUGUGGAUGUUCAGAGAGUAUUUGGACUUUCUUCAUUGAGAACAGUAUUUCCCAUAGCACGCUGGUAGCAUUAUUCUAUCACUUUGUUCAAAUAGUACAUAAGAGAAACGUCAGUGUGCGAUAUCGAGAGUAUGGACUUCAUGCUGCUGGACUUUACUUUUUGCUUCUAGAAAUACCAGGCAGUGUAGCCAAUCAGGUGUUCCACCCAGUCAUGUUUGACAAGUGCAUUCAGAUUCUAAAGAAGAGCUGGCCUCAGGAAUCUAACUUGAAUCGGAAAAGAAAGAAAGAAGAAGCACCGAACUCGCAGGUUAAUUCAAGGCGAAACAGAAAGAGAGGAAAGCCACGCAGGAAAGAUGAUGCUGAGAUGGAUGAAAUUAUAGAAGAAGAAGAAGAAGAAGGUGAUGAAGAGAAUAUUUAUUUUUCUGCCCAAGACGUUUCUCGAAUUCGAAAUGCUAUCUUUAACCUUCUGAAGAAUUUUUUAAGGCUUCUACCCAAAUUUUCCCUCAAAGAAAAGCCACAGUGUAUUCGGACUUGUAUCGAGGUCUUUGUUGCUUUAACUAAUUUUGAGCCAGUUCUUCGUGAAUGUCAUGUUGCACAAGCCAGAAACCUUAGCCAAGCAAAAUACAUACCAGAACUGGCCUACUGUGGAUUAUAUUUGCUGUGCUCCCCAAUUCAUGGAGAAGGAGAUAAGGUUAUUGGUUGUAUUUUUCAUCAAAUGCUAAAUGUAUUAUUGAUGUUAGAAGUAGGUGAAGGAUCCCAUCGUGCCCCUCUUACUAUUACUUCACAAGUCGUCAGUCAUAAGAACCAGGCAGUCCAGUUCAUCAGCUCACUUGUGGAUGAACUAAAAGAGAGUAUAUUUCCAGUUCUUCGUAUUCUGCUGCAGCACAUCUGUGCCAAGGUGACAGAUAGAGCAGAAUAUCGGACCUCUGCAGCUCAGUCCCUUGUCCACCUGCUCAGUAAACUUCCUUGUGGGGAAUAUGCUACAUUCAUCUCAUGGCUUUACAAAUACUCACGAAGUUCCAAGAUUGCCCACCGGGUUUUUACUCUCGAUGUUGUCUUAGCUCUCUUAGAGCUUCCUGAAAGAGAGGUGGAUGACACUCUCUCCUUGGAGCACCAAAAGUUCCUAAGGCACAAAUUCUUGGUGCAGGAGAUUAUGUUUGAUCGUUGUUUGGAUAAGGCACCUACUGUGCGCAGCAAAGCACUGUCAAGCUUUGCACGUUGUCUGGAGCUGUCUGUUCACAGCACAUCAGAGAGUAUAUUGGAGCUGCUCAUUAACAGUCCUACAGUUUCAGAAAUAGGGAUUCAUCCUGGUACUUUAUCAAGAGCUUCAUCAGCAUUUUCCUCUCAGAAGCAAACACUUAACCCUUCUGAACCAGCAAAGGAGAUCAAUACAGACAGCAGUGGUCAUAUAGUUGGGUCUAGAGAAAGAUGUGUCAUGGCAAUGCUGAGAAAGAGAACCCGGGACGAAAAGACCAACGUCAGGAAGUCUGCACUUCAGGUGUUAGUGAGUAUUUUGAAACACUGUGAUAUCUUGGGUAUGGAGGAAGACCUGACAAUUCUGCAGGACCACUGUCGGGAUCCUGCUGUAUCUGUCCGGAAGCAGGCUCUGCAAUCUCUUACUGAACUUCUUAUGGCCCAGCCCAGAUGUCUGCCAAUUCAAAAAGCCUGGCUGGCAGGGGUCAUCCCUGUGGUGAUGGACUGCGAGAGCACGGUGCAGGAGAAGGCACUGGAGUGCUUGGACCAGCUCUUGUUGCAGAACAUUAAGCAUCACAGUAAAUUUCAUGGAGGGGAUGACAGCCAGGUGCUUGCUUGGGCUCUCCUUGCCCUCCUCACUACAGAAAGCCAGGAACUGAGCCGCUAUUUAAAUAAAGCUUUUCAUAUCUGGUCCAAGAAAGAUAAAUUCUCGUCCACUUUUAUAAACAAUAUGAUCUCUCACACUGGCACGGAACAUUCUGCACCCGCCUGGAUGCUGCUGUCCAAGAUCGCUGGCUCAUCACCCAUGCUGGACUACACCCAAAUCUUGCAGUCCUGGGAGAAAAUCAGCAGUCAGCAGAAUCCCAAUUCAAACACCUUAGGACAUAUACUGUGUGUUAUUGGGCAUAUUGCAAAGCAUCUUCCUGAGAGCACCCGGGCCAGGGUGACAGAUGUUGUCAAGUGUAAGCUGAAUCGAUUUCAGUGGUCUCUUGGGUUGAUCAGUUCAGCUGUUGAUACUUUGCAAAGUCUUUGUAGAGCAUCUGCAAAAACACCAAUGGAAGAGCAGGAACUACUGAAGCAGGUUUGUGGGGAUGUGCUGUCUACCUGUGAGCACCACCUUUCCAACAUCGUUCUGAAGGAGGACAGGGCAGGGAAUAUGGAUGAAGACCUGUUGGUGAAGUACAUUUUUACCUUGGGAGAUAUCGCCCAGCUAUGUCCAGCCAAAGUGGAGAAGCGAGUCUUCCUCCUGAUUCAGUCCAUUCUGGCUUCUUCUGCUGACUCAGAUCACUUGCUGCCAUCUCAGGGUUCUGGAGAUGCUCCAGCCGCCCAACUGCCCUCCCAGAUCAGAGACUCUGUCAUGCCUUCUGUGAUCCGUGCACACGCCAUCAUCACCUUAGGUAAGCUGUGCUUACAGAAUGAGGACCUUGCAAAGAAGAGCAUCCCGGCCCUGGUGAGAGAGCUCGAGGUGUGUGAGGAUGUGGCAGUCCGCAACAACGUCAUCAUUGUGCUGUGCGAUCUUUGCAUCCGGUACACUGUCAUGGUGGACAAGUACAUUCCCCACGUCUCCAUGUGCCUCAAGGACUCUGACCCCUUCAUCCGAAAGCAGACACUUAUCUUGCUUACCAACCUUUUGCAAGAAGAAUUUGUGAAAUGGAAGGGCUCUCUGUUCUUUCGAUUUGUCAGCACACUGAUAGAUUCACACCCAGAUAUUGCCAGCUUUGGGGAGUUUUGCCUGGCUCACCUAUUACUGAAGAGGAACCCUGUCAUGUUCUUCCAGCACUUCAUCGAGUGCAUUUUCCACUUCAACAACUACGAGAAGCACGAGAAGUAUAACAAGUUCCCCCAGUCAGAGAGAGAGAAGCAGCUGUUUUCACUGAAGGGAAAGACAAACAAAGAAAGCCGAAUGAAAAUCUACAAGUUUCUUCUGGAGCACUUCACAGAUGAGCAGCGGUUUAAUAUCACUUCCAAAAUCUGCCUUAGCAUUUUGGCCUGCUUCGCUGAUGGUGCCCUACCUCUGGACAUGGAAGCCAGCGAGUUACUGUCCGAUACCUUUGAAGUCCUCAGCUCAAAAGAGAUCAAGCUUUUGGCGAUGAGAGCUAAGCCAGACAAGGACCUCCUGCUCCUCGAGGAAGACGAAGUGGCCUUGGCCAACGUCGUCAUGCAGGAAGCGCAGAAACAGCUCAUCUCUCAGGUCCAGAAGAGGAACUUCAUAGAAAAUAUCAUCCCCAUUAUCGUUUCCCUGAAGACUGUGCUGGAGAAAAACAAGAUGCCAGCUCUUCGGGAGCUCAUGUACUAUCUGAGGGAGGUGAUGCAGGAUUACCGAGAUGAAGUCAAGGAUUUCUUUGCAGUUGACAAACAGCUGGCCUCAGAACUCGAGUAUGACAUGAAGAAGUACAAUGAACAGCUGGCCCAGGAGCAAGAGCUGGCCAAACAGGCAGAAGCGAACAGGAGGGCUAACAGUGACACCGGGGCACAAGCCACUCUGGUUGCCCCAGGCUUAGAAGCAGUGCCAGCUGCUGUCGGCCAGAAACAUGCCACUGUGUCUCCGACCCCAAGCUGGCCUUCCGCAGCUGGGUCCAGCGCUGACUACAGACUGGAAACUGGGCCUCCGCAGAUAUUAAUGCCCAAGGCCAAGCCCAUGUCCCUGAGCACCAUUGCAAUCCUGAAUUCUGUGAAGAAAGCUGUGGAGUCCAAGAAGAGGCACCGCAGUGGAAGUGUGGGAGUACUGCCUUUCUCUCUAAAUUCUGCAAGCCCAGAGAAACUGAACACCCAUGCAUCUUCCUGCAGCUUAGAGCGAGAGAUUAAUGGAUCGAUGGACUGGAUAAGCAGAAGAGCAAUCAGCACUCCUGACAAGUCCAUUGAUGAAGUCACAUUUGGAGCAGGCGUCAGUUACAUAGAGACAUCACAGACUCCUCUUUCCGCCAAAGACAAAACUGAAGCCCCGAGGCAAGGAAAUGACAUUUUAUGUUUAUCACUGCCUGAUAAACCGCCUGCACAGCCUCAGCAGUGGAAUGUGACCUCACCCGCCAGGAAUAAAGGCAACCCAGCCCCCAGCAGGAGGUCCCUCCGCAAGGCCCCCCUGAAAACAGCCAACUGAAGCUGGAUCCGACUGAGGCCUGAAGGCCAGGCCUGGAGGACGGUCUUGCAUGCUGCGUGCAGACAGGCAGGGAGGGGACUGGACAUGUGCCUCCCUCGUGCCCCUCACUGUAAUAGCAGAGCCUCCACAAGAACUAGCGCUACUGCUUGCCUCUGGCUGGCUGGCCAACCUUUUAUAUUUCUUUUUAUAAAACUUGGGGUUAAAACAUUAUGAAGUAACAGAAAUGCCAGAUUAAUAUUAAACCUUAAUUCCAUUUGAGUAUCAGGUCCCUUCUGAUAUGCUUCAAAUCCAGUCUUUAAAAAACACAAAAUAUUUCAUCUUUCUUUUAUAUAAAUCAAGCUUCUAUUAGCUUGUCUGAAUUCCUUAUAGUACAUAUUUUCCCAUAUCUAAUGACAAAAUUUUGACUGUAAUAUUUUUUCUAUGUAUAGUUGCAGAUUUUCAAAAUAGUGUACAGCUUUCUAAAAUUAAGUAAUAAAGGCUAAGCAUAAAUAAAGGCUCUUAGCAUUCCACAGAAUUUGCUGUUAAGACAGGGCUAUUAUUGUAGUCAUUGAAACUUUACAUAAAAUAUUUAAGAGUGAAACCAAAUCUUUGCCUCAGGGAAAAGGUAAUUCUGGUUGUCCCUAAGGUCUGGCUCACCUGCCCUGCCCUGUGUUCCCACGUGGAAGCUGUCCAAGCUGUUAGUACAGGGCUCCCUCACUGGCUAGUGCGGGGCCUCACCUGCUCUCAGUGUGGAGAUCAGGCUGGAGAGAAAAUAUCUGACAAAGAUCACGCCAGUCCCCUAACAAAGGAGGAAAAAUGAAAAGGGUUUCAGUUUGAGAAACGAGGGGGCACAGGUGGGAAAAGGUGGGUCACACUGGCCAGUUCAGUGAAGAAUGGGACCAGUUUUGCUGGGCCAUGGUGGACGCGAGUCUGAUAGCAUGGGUCCUGCUUACGAAAACUCAGCUUUGUGCCCUUACGCAGAAUGGCAAUGAUACCAGUUCAUAGGUCCUCUGCAUAUCUCCACUGGCACCUUCAGGCUGGCCCCAACUCCCUGCCUUGGUGACCCUCCAACCUCAGCCUGAGUCCUGAAGAGCUGCGACUACAGGCUCACACCACCCGGCCUGGCUGGGUUUGGUCUGGUCUGGUCUGGCUUAGCAAGAGUACAAAGUUAACUCUUUGGUUUUUUCUUUCUAAAGUUACUGAAAACUUUGUUACAGGUCCUAUUAGUUUCAUAAAUAAUGGGUUUCAAUGAGGUGUUUACUUUUGCUUGGUUUUUAUGAGUCUUUUUCAUGUAGUCCAAGUUAGCCUUAAACUUCCUGUGUAGUCCAGGUUAGCCUCAAAUUCUGCCCUCUUCCCACAACCUGUGUACUGGAAUUACAGAUGUACACCACUCAC
Messenger RNA from Chinchilla lanigera (long-tailed chinchilla), 5938 nucleotides. It is a transcript of the gene Ncapd3, whose product is annotated as non-SMC condensin II complex, subunit D3. NCBI's taxonomy places the organism in Eukaryota, Metazoa, Chordata, Mammalia, Rodentia, Chinchillidae. The transcript has 35 exons. The record is from RefSeq and is a predicted model, not a curated record. Bases 71 to 4564 code for a protein of 1497 amino acids. Gene Ontology annotation, cellular component: condensed chromosome, centromeric region; condensin complex. Gene Ontology annotation, biological process: mitotic chromosome condensation; meiotic chromosome condensation. Gene Ontology annotation, molecular function: histone binding.